Linum trigynum is the source of this 992-nucleotide messenger RNA. The record is from the annotation of a GenBank genome assembly. NCBI's taxonomy places the organism in Eukaryota, Viridiplantae, Streptophyta, Magnoliopsida, Malpighiales, Linaceae.
GAGCGACAGAAGGGCAGGGUAGAUAAAUAUGAAGAAGAAACAGGGCUAAUUGAGUCAUUCUCAACUUCUGAGUCGUUUUCUCUUUAUAUCUUUCUUCCUCCUUCCGUCUUCCCCGAUUCCUUUGGCCAUCGUGAAUCCUCAAUCCAUCUCGAGAGAGAGUGAGGGAAAGAUAGAGACUUUGAGAGAGUUCGUGCUGUACUGAAUAAACCGACUCUCCCUGACACCAAGCUCCGGUCCUUCCUUGCAUCUGGGCUCUUGUCUAUUUAAUUCUUCCUUCCUAUUUUCUCUUCUAAUCCGAAGAAGAAAGCUUUCUUGGCGGGAAACGAAGAUGUCGGGGAAAGGAGCAAAGGGUUUGAUUAUGGGGAAGGGAGCUGCUGCAGCGGCGGCAGCUAAUAAGGACAAGGACAAAGAGAAGAAGAAACCCACCUCUCGCUCUUCUCGUGCUGGUCUCCAGUUUCCAGUGGGCCGCAUCCAUCGCCUCCUGAAACUAAGGACAACAGCUCACGGGAGGGUUGGAGCUACAGCUGCUGUCUAUUCUGCUGCUAUUCUCGAGUAUCUGACUGCAGAAGUACUGGAAUUGGCUGGGAACGCAAGCAAAGAUCUGAAGGUGAAACGUAUAACUCCAAGGCACUUGCAGCUAGCAAUCCGUGGUGAUGAAGAGCUCGAUACCCUAAUCAAGGGCACCAUUGCUGGCGGUGGAGUCAUUCCUCACAUCCACAAGUCCCUAAUCAACAAAUCAUCCAAAGAAUAGAGAACUUCUGUAGAAGCAGCAGGUUUCCUGCUUGCUAACACACCUGAGAUUGUCUUCUGAUGUUUAGAGAGUUAGUCAUGGAAAAUGUCAGACUUCUGUAUCUUGUUAGGUUGAUUUGGUUGCUGCUGGAUCAUUGUUACUUUUAAGCUAAUUCAGUUUGCCUCGUUUCUCAUUUGCUUAGUGAGAUGAUGAUUUAAUUCUCCGAGGUUCCAAUUGUUGCUGCUAUUACCAUUAGAAUGUA